AUGAAAUAAUAAUCAAAUAGAAAUUUGCUAGAGUUGAGAUAGCAUGUUAAAUAAUCAUUAUUCAAAUCAUUGAAGACUGAAAGAUGUCAAUACACGACUGAAACUAAGAGAUCCAAAUCUAUAACAUAAUGGAAAUAAUUUACAUUAAAUAAAUAAAAUCAACAAUCCAAAAUCACCAAAUUUCAUGAUGUGUAUAAAGUAACAAAAAAAAUUGGAACUGGUGCUCAUGGAGUUGUUAAGAUCUGUUAUAAAAUUAAAGAUUAAUUAAAAAUUAACUAUGCUGUUAAAAAAUUGUCAUGUCAAAACGAUCCUGAAUUAAUUCGAACUAUCAUUUAAACCUUUAAUAUCAAUAGAACAUUGAAUGAUAAUCCCAAAAUAAUAAAAUCGUAUGAUUUAUACAUAGAUGAAAAUGAAUAAGUGGCUUAUUGGGUGAUGGAAUAUUGUAAUUACAAAAGUCUCCAAUCUUACAUGCAGAAAUCAAUCCCUGAUAUUGCAAUUUAGUAGAUAAUGAAACAUUUAGCUCAAACCAUAACUGAAAUCCAUAAGAAAGGUAUUUGCCAUAGAGAUUUAAAGCCAGAUAACAUAUUAAUAAAACUACAUGGUUAAAUUGAUAUUAAGAUCAUUGAUUUUGGUGUGUCUAAGAAAUUCAUGAUCAAAAAGAAAAAUGAUAAAAUAUAUCAUGAAAUGUGGACUAGAACAGGUUCUUUACUCUAUUAAGCCCCAGAAACCUUCUUAGGUGGAGGAUAUGAUGAAAAAGGUAUCUCUAUUUUUUAAUUACAUUUUAGUUGAUGUAUGGAGUGUUGGAGUUAUCUUAUAUCAACUUCUCUGUGGUAAAUUUCCAUUUUACUGUGAUUCUAAGUUAGAUACAAUAGAAUUGAUUACUGACCUCAAUUAAACUAUUGAUUAAAAUAAGGAGUUUAAACUAUUAUAGCCACUUCAAAUUGAUUUAUUAAGAAGACUUUUAAAUAAAAAUCCAGAAAAACGAUUAACUGCAGAAGAAUUUUCAUUGCAUCCUUGGAUUAAUGAAGUAGGAACAUAAAAAUCUACUUCUAGAGAUGACUUAUAAAUUAACAAGAACAGUGAAAUCACUACAUCUGUCAAUCUUGAUUCUACAUCAAUAAGAAUUGAUUUCUCUAAUCAUAUACAUUAUGCCCAAAAGCAAUUUUAAGAUUUGGUUAUACAAAUCAAAGAUCAUGUUAUUGAAAAUUCUUAAAGUAGAAAAAGUAGCUAUUAAAUACCUUCAGCUCAUACAUCUUAUGAUGUUUCACCUAUUAAUUAAAUAGAUGAAACUAAAUUUAAAAAAUGA
Molecule: messenger RNA, 1306 nt
Organism: Paramecium sonneborni
Lineage: Eukaryota; Ciliophora; Oligohymenophorea; Peniculida; Parameciidae
Source: the annotation of a GenBank genome assembly